Falco peregrinus (peregrine falcon) is the source of this 1930-nucleotide messenger RNA. It is a transcript of the gene PLPP2, whose product is annotated as phospholipid phosphatase 2. Lineage: Eukaryota; Metazoa; Chordata; Aves; Falconiformes; Falconidae. Bases 109 to 963 code for a protein of 284 amino acids. Gene Ontology annotation, molecular function: phosphatidate phosphatase activity. Gene Ontology annotation, biological process: phospholipid dephosphorylation; phospholipid metabolic process; signal transduction. The transcript is spliced from 6 exons. The record is from RefSeq and is a predicted model, not a curated record.
CGCCCCGCCCCGUCCCGUCCGCCCGGACUUUACCUCCCGGCCGGGCCCGCGCCGUUCCGGGCCAUGUGAGCCGCGGGGCCGGGCCGCGGGGCCGCCACCGGCAGCGGGAUGGAGCGCAGGAAGGUCUUCGUGGUGCUCGACGUGCUCUGCUUGGCGGUCGCGUCUCUGCCCUUCGUCAUCCUGACGCUGGUGAACUCCCCGUACAAGCGCGGCUUCUACUGCAACGAUGAUUCCAUCCGCUACCCCUACAAGGCAGACACCAUCACCCAUGGCCUCAUGGCUGGUGUCACCAUCACCUGCACUGUUGUCAUUAUCUCAUCGGGGGAGGCAUACCUGGUCUACACAGAGCGCCUCUACUCCAAGUCAGAGUUUAACAACUACCUGGCCGCCCUCUACAAGGUGGUGGGGACCUUCCUCUUUGGGGGGGCCAUCAGCCAGUCCCUGACUGACCUGGCCAAGUACAUGAUCGGCCGUCUCAGGCCAAACUUCCUGGCCGUCUGCAAUCCUGACUGGUCCAAGGUGAACUGCUCCAUCUACGUGCAGCUGGAGAACGUUUGCCAGGGGGAGAGCAGGAACGUCACCGAGUCCAGACUGUCCUUCUAUUCUGGGCACUCCUCCUUUGGGAUGUACUGCAUGAUGUUCCUGGCGCUCUAUGUGCAAGCCCGGCUGGUGGGGAAGUGGGCCCGGCUGCUGCGCCCCACCAUCCAGUUCUUCCUCAUCGCCUUUGCCAUCUACGUGGGCUACACCAGGGUGUCCGACUACAAGCACCACUGGAGCGAUGUGCUGGCGGGGCUGCUCCAAGGGGCUCUCAUUGCCGUCCUCAUCGUCCGCUACGUCUCUGACUUCUUCAAGCACCGUCCCCCACGGCAGUGCGAUGAAAAGGACCCAGAGCGCAAGCCCAGCCUGCCGCUCACCAUGAGCGACCCCGACCGCAAUCACUACAGCUACCGGGGUGCCCCGUGAGCCACACGUGGGCCACGCAUACCGGACUGCAGACCUGCCCCUUGCUGCGCUCCGCACUGCUCCUGGCGCAGGGGACAAGGACCCUGGCUCUGUAUUAACCGUUGGCUCCAUGGCUCCGGUGCCUCUCGCUGCCGCAGGUACCUGCGGGAUGAUCCUGCCCAUCUCUGCUCCCUCAGCACCGCAGCUCCUGGCUCCCUGUGCCUGCAGUACCUCUGUGCUUGCUGGUGCCCAGCGAUCCCAGCACCCUGCCUGUGGGAAGGGGAGGUUCUUGGUCCCCUGUGGGUCUGAGUCAUGCUCCAAGGCUGCUGUCCCAGCCCUCUGCGUGAAGGGAGGGUGGCACGUGGGGGUGGAUUUAUCGGGCUGGCAAACUGUGUCGAGCGAAGAGUAAACUCGUUGGGAAGCCUGAAGUUGCCUGUGCUGGGUGUGUGUUAUCCCUGUCAAAUUAUCCAGCCUUAUGAAUACAAAUCCUCACUAGCACAGGGGGAGGAGGACAGCUGCUGGGCUAGCAAUACUCUUCUGGAAAGGAUUAAAACGAUCCAGAGUUCUUCUCUGUUUCCUGAUUACCUUUAAAAGCAAUCCUGGCCGCCAGGCUUUGCUCUGGUGGUGCCCGACGCCGCAGUGCUGGAAGCAAGGGCUUCUUGCACCCUGCCUGCUUUGCACCCGGCUUGGGGGAUGCUCAUGCCUUUGUCUCUCCUGCAGCUUCAGCUGAUGCUUUAAGGGGGUGUGGGGUGUAGGGGGAAGGGGAGAAGCUUUCUGUGGUAAAGGAAAAUAAAUGGGGAUGUGGAGCUGGACAUGGGACUCCAGAUGCCCUGGGAAACUGGGGAAUGGGCCACGGAGCAGUCCCAUUGCCGACGCGCAGCUAACUCCAGCGCUGGAGCACUGUGGGCCUCUUCUUAAACUACAUGCAUUUUCGUUAUGAUGUGUUUUUAUAAAAAUGUGUUUUUUAAAUUAGAUCAUCCUUAAAGAA